CGAACGCCGGAGCAGACGACGUAACGGCGGGCCAUGCAGAAGACGCUCAAGUUCUCCUUGCUACCGCUGCUGGUAAUCGCGGCGCUCGUGCCCGCCAGAGAAGCUAGAAUCGAACAAGUGAAAAGGGCAUGUGUCGAAGUGGAAGUCGUGGCAGACAAGUGCGCCAGGAAGCACUACUCGUCUUACAAGCUGGAGCACUCCAAGACGCAGCCGUUGGUGAAGAAGUGCUUCUCCAACCGGGCGCACGUCACCGACCUCAUGCUGGACUGCGCUGAACCCAUGGCGCUGGGCAUCUUUCUGACUUGCAGCGUGGAUUCCGUCUCCAAAACUUCGGGCAAGGCCACCCACGACCCGGACUUCAAGAAACGGACGAAGGCUUUCAAGACGUGCGUGGAGAAAGGACUACAGGGCACGGUGCCGGCGGAGACAGACCCGUACGAGUUCGACAAGAGGCGAAAGAAGAAGAUCCGGCGCCGGCUCGCCGACCCCUCCGGGGAAGGCCUCUUCAACAACGUGUUUCCCCGCUACGCAAACGACUCCAUCUUUCUCUUGUGCCGCCUCCACGAUGUGGGGGCAGCCGUGUGUCUGUUCUUCCUUAUCCCUUUCAUGCAUGGCCUCGGAGAUCGCGCCACGGGCGCUCGCACCGCCCGAUCUCAGACGUUAUGUCUCGUUUACAAAAGUCGUCACUAGAGGGAACACUGGCGCUGCGAUCGCUAAGCUACUAAGUUUUACAACCAGAACAAUGGGAGUGAUGGGGACGCAUUCUGCAGCGAUCACUUUUCGCUAUGGUGGCUUAGUAUCGCCGUUAGGCGCGCGCCGAUUGGCUGGUUAAGCACUACGUCACGCGAUGGCGAUCGUCGCAGUAUACGUCCCAUGGUUAGCAAAUGAAUUCGUCUACUUGCUUGCAGCUUCGAACGUUCCCGAGACCGUUAUUUAUCACGUUCUAAAAACGCAGCAAGGCAACUAGCCUUUACAUGCGCAGUCAUUGCGAAUUGUUGAAUUUACAACGCAAUAUUUUGUUGAAAAACGUUUAAUUUGCGAAGUCACGAAGCCAUUUCAAUUCAGAAGGACGAAGUUUAAGACAAAUACGUGUAAUGUUUACCACUGCCAAUCAUUGCCACGAUGGCUGAACCGCCAUACUGGCAUCGCCCGCAGACAAUAACGUCGGAGAUUCCUGUAGUAUUUUUCGUAGAAAACUAUACGUGUUUUGUCGGUUUGACGACGUGGGGCAGCCGUGUCUGUCCUGUGUUUAUUUCAUGCGUGGUCUCCGAGAUGGCGCCACGGGCGCUCGCACCGCCCAAUCUCGGAGGUUAUGUCUUCUGUAGAUAAAAAAAAAAAAUCACUAUGGGUAACACUAUAUGCGGUGUUUGUCUACACCAGGUGUCAACUGUGAGCAUAUGCUAAGCCACGCCCUCCGCGUAUGCACCUUGUAGCCAACUAGCAGGCGCCAUCCCAACAAAUGACCGAGAUGGCAGCGACGUGCUAAAACUUCCUUUUAAUUUUAGCAAAGCCGCGACGAGCAAGAAAGCGGCGAGCAGCACUGGUGGAGACACCUUGCGACGGCAUUCAACCUAAUGGAAUGCCUUCUACAUUAGAUCACUUAUGCUUGCGCACAAGAUGUCGACGAUAGUUCCCUAAAUCUUUCUUUUGGCCACAGAACCACGAGUCGCCUGCUGGGUUUUACGAUGUACAGGUAGGUCUAUUAACACUUACACAGCCACCAGCGUUAACUCGGCCACCCGCCCUUGUACAACCACUGGCAUACCAGAGUAUACACGUUCAUUAUUUCGGAAAAAGCGAUGAUGAAUGUUUCUAUGUACCAUAAAACUUGCGUUGAGACAAAACCCGACCGGCCAGUGUAGAAGGUCCGCCUGCACUUACACAAACGAUGGAAUUUUGUGAAGUUUAUGAAUUCCGAAUUGGGAAAGGAAGAUGAAAAAUGUAAACUGAACCGACGCGCGGAAAAAAAAAAAAGCUAUAUGAGCUCUUUUUCAAAGUGAGCCAAAUCCAUCGAAUGCAAAUACGAGAAAAACGCAAAAAUUGCACAGUGCAGCCUUUGUCAAUGGCAAAUGCGCUUUUGUAACACAUUUUUUGCAGGUUAAUUGGCUCGUUCUGAUAUACCCGAGUGUCCAAAUGAUGCCUAUUAUAGUAGUUUUGAAAAUAAUUUUUGCUUAGUUUUGGGAUG
Messenger RNA from Dermacentor silvarum, 2185 nucleotides. RefSeq lists its product as uncharacterized. The transcript is spliced from 6 exons. The record is from RefSeq and is a predicted model, not a curated record. Bases 34 to 690 code for a protein of 218 amino acids. NCBI's taxonomy places the organism in Eukaryota, Metazoa, Arthropoda, Arachnida, Ixodida, Ixodidae.